GACACAGGGCGGGGACGCUCCGGAGCGAGCUCGCGAGUGCGCGGUGCGGCUUCCGCUCCGCGCGGCCCCGCCCCCGAGACGCGCCGGGAGGUCACGUGACGGCCGCGCGCGUUCCCGGCCUCUGCGGGUUCCGAGGCCGAAGAGAAAAAGACAGCGAGGUGGCCGCGGCUGUGGCCGGAGAGGUGGGAGUCGGGGCGAAGCCCUCGCGGGGGGCAGGGUGAAGGCCGGCCACUCCGGUAUCCUAACUCGGGGAGAGGAGGCCCAGAUGGCCGUGUCACCUCCAGCCGCGACGCUCUCCGGGUCGGCCCUGCGCUUGGGGCCUGAGAGGGGCGGCGGCGGGGUCAGGGGCCGCAACAAGAAUGAACCAGCAGUGGAAGAGAUAAUACUGCAAGCUGGCUGGCUGCUGGUGAAGAAGAUGCUUUAUUUUUGUGGCAGGCAUAUGUGGGAUCUGUAAUAGAAAUGGCAAUUUUGAUAUUCAUGUCAUUUUGUCCCUUGAUCUUAUGUGAUGGUAACAUUUAUGGAGCUUUAGCAAUUACAAAACAUUUUUUUGCCAUUCUUACCUGAACUCUGUAAACUCUGAUUUGCAGGAUGGCUGGCUGUGGUGAAAUUGAUCACUCAAUAAACAUGCUUCCUACGAACAGGAAAGCAAAUGAGUCUUGUUCUAAUACUACACCUUCUCUAACCGUCCCUGAAUGUGCCAUUUGUCUGCAAACAUGUGUUCACCCAGUCAGUCUGCCCUGUAAGCAUGUUUUCUGCUAUCUGUGUGUAAAGGGAGCUUCCUGGCUUGGAAAGCGGUGUGCCCUUUGUCGACAAGAAAUUCCCGAGGAUUUUCUUGACAAGCCAACCUUGCUGUCACCAGAAGAACUCAAGGCAGCAAGUAGAGGAAAUGGUGAAUAUGCAUGGUAUUAUGAAGGAAGAAAUGGGUGGUGGCAGUAUGAUGAGCGCACUAGUAGAGAGCUGGAAGAUGCUUUUUCCAAAGGUAAAAAGAACACUGAAAUGUUAAUUGCUGGGUUUCUAUAUGUUGCUGAUCUUGAAAAUAUGGUUCAAUAUAGGAGAAAUGAACAUGGACGUCGCAGGAAGAUUAAGCGAGAUAUAAUAGAUAUACCAAAGAAGGGAGUAGCUGGACUUAGGCUAGACUGUGAUGCUAAUACUGUAAACCUAGCAAGAGAGAGCUCUGCUGAUGGAGCGGACAGUGUAUCAGCACAGAGUGGAGCUUCUGUUCAGCCUCUAGUGUCUUCUUCUGUAAGGCCUCUAACGUCAGUAGAUGGUCAGUUAACAAGCCCUGCAACCCCAUCCCCUGAUGCAAGCACUUCUCUGGAAGACUCUUUUGCUCAUUUACAACUCAGUGGAGACAACAUAGCUGAAAGGAGUCAUAGGGGGGAAGGAGAAGAAGAUCAUGAAUCACCAUCUUCAGGCAGGGUACCGGCACCAGACACCUCCAUUGAAGAAACCGAAUCAGAUGCCAGUAGUGAUAGUGAGGAUGUAUCUGCGGUUGUUGCACAGCACUCCUUGACCCAACAGAGACUUCUGAUUCCUAAUGCAAAUCAGACAGUACCUGAUCGAUCAGAUCGAUCAGGAACUGAUCGAUCAGUAGCAGGGGGUGGGACAGUCAGUGUCAGAUCUAGAAGGCCUGAUGGACAGUGUACAGUAACUGAAGUUUAAAUAAAGUCUUUAACUCCAUGCUUAAUGUUGAAAGGGUUAUCUGUAAAUUUCUGCCCACAUAACAUUAUACUCAUCCCUAGUAGUGCAUUUUGGGAAUUGGGGUGGGAAAGGGGUAUGGGAAGGAUAGACUUAUAAUUAAAAUGUCUAACAUGUCUCUGUUGAGAGAAAUUUAUUUAAUGUAAGGAAUUUGUGUGUU
Propithecus coquereli (Coquerel's sifaka) is the source of this 1858-nucleotide messenger RNA. RefSeq names its product ring finger protein 146 (gene RNF146). NCBI's taxonomy places the organism in Eukaryota, Metazoa, Chordata, Mammalia, Primates, Indriidae. Gene Ontology annotation, molecular function: zinc ion binding; ubiquitin protein ligase activity; poly-ADP-D-ribose binding. Gene Ontology annotation, cellular component: cytoplasm; nucleus. Gene Ontology annotation, biological process: Wnt signaling pathway; ubiquitin-dependent protein catabolic process. The coding region runs from base 589 to 1662 and encodes 357 amino acids. The transcript is spliced from 4 exons. The record is from RefSeq and is a predicted model, not a curated record.